Molecule: messenger RNA, 482 nt
Organism: Castor canadensis (American beaver)
Lineage: Eukaryota; Metazoa; Chordata; Mammalia; Rodentia; Castoridae
Source: RefSeq, a predicted model, not a curated record
CUGAUUACCUGGCUCAGGCAUUUGAUUCUCUUUGUUUGGACUUGAAGACAGAUGAAGGAAAAUCCUUGUUUUUGAACUAUCAAGCUGUUCCAGUAAUAUUAGGUCAUCUGAGAAUAUCCAGUAAGGGCCUCUUAUCCAAUGUCAUUGAUAGUUUGCUUCAGAUGACAGUAGAAUCUAGAUCCUUGCAGCCUUUCCUGGAAGCCUGUAGCAACUCUUCAUUUUUUCGUACUUGUUCUGUGCUGCUUCGAACCCCUAAGCUUGAUCUUCAAAUCUUAGAAAAGCUCAGUAUUAUUCUACAGAAACUUUCCAAAAUCAAGAGUAAUAAGAGGCUCUUUGAACUUUUUACAAUUCAUCUGAUGCUUCAAGAAAUACAAAGGACGACACAUCCAGAGCAUGCCUUUCUCUGUAUUAACCUAAAUUCAACUCUGUUCAAUUUGGGUUUAACAAAAUGCAACUCCCUGGUCUCUAAUGCAAGCCAUUAG